This is a messenger RNA of Candoia aspera, 3801 nucleotides long. It is a transcript of the gene MLIP, whose product is annotated as muscular LMNA interacting protein. The record is from RefSeq and is a predicted model, not a curated record. Bases 438 to 3281 code for a protein of 947 amino acids. The transcript has 14 exons. NCBI's taxonomy places the organism in Eukaryota, Metazoa, Chordata, Lepidosauria, Squamata, Candoiidae.
AUAGCAAUGUGAUGUCCCCCUGAGUUACAGUCAAUGCUAGAGAUGACAAAGAGAGUGAGAGAUGCCCAAAGUGGCAGGUGAUUGACUGUGGACUUUUACCUCAGGCUCCUAUCUCUCAAUUUCUUCCAAAUUCUCGAGGAAGCUCUAGUGAAGGUGAUUGCAUGAGCUCCAGGUAACCAAGAUUAUGCUGCAUUUCAACUGAUUUGGUGCCAACGGAGCAUUUAUUGUUCUCUGAAGCCGGCAUCUUGCCUUCCUGCCAGAGUUGUGUUUGUGAGUUUUCUAAAGCUAUAAAUGGAAACCCUGGCUAGCAAGAAAUUAUCACCCAGGCAGUCUGAUACAGUCCGGUCUCACCACUCGAAUGUGGGCAGUUGUGGUUUCUAACACCUAGCCAGUUAAGCUACUUCUUUCUGGGAUUUGAAUCUUUUUCUUGCUGGGAAAUGGAGGUAGAAAAAUGUAAAAGAGGAUCUUCAGCCAAAGUCAUUUUGUCCCAAGAGAAGCUGAAGGUUCCUUUGGAACCUGGAUUUCUUGGGUUCACCUUUGUCCCCUCAUAUGGAAGACUGCCAACUCAAUGCUACCUUGCUGACUGCACAAAAUUUUGUAAUGAAGUAAUUGCUGAAACAAAGGAAUUGGAGAAGCCAUCUGCCAUAGGAAGUGGAAACAAGGGAACUGGUGAAGCUGCCAGCUGGCCCAACAAUAAGCACAAGCCUUUCAAAUGCAAGGAAGAUAAGGCAGAGGGAGGGAAAAUGGACGGGAAUGAUCUUUUCAAAGCUGAGUUUGUUCUCAUCACAGACUCAGAUGAAGAUACAAAAGCCAUUCUAGGCAAUGGCUGCGGACAUGAAAGCUCCAGGAUUUUAGCUGCAUCCCACGUGACUAGUGGUGAUGAGUGGAAAGGACAGGGGAAUGUGCCACAGCUGCCACAAAACACUGACCUUCCCUGCAGUUCAGCCAGUCAACAGAAACACUCUCAGUUAACCUCUCCUCUGUCUACCUCUGAUCACCUUUUCCAUAAAUCACCUGCUGCUCCUUUACUUUCUACAACUAAUCUGAAAGUAGAACAUGAACAGGCUGUUCCAGGCCUUCAGGCUUCUUCUCAGCAAGAAUCUCAUAGCCAGUGGCGGUCUGCAAAUGGAUCCUGCAUACACCAGACAUCCACCUAUUCCCAGUCUACUACUUCUUCUUCCAGUUUACCGUCCUCCAUACUGAAAAUACCUCCUUUCCCUUUUGACAGCCAUGCAGAUAGUGCUCAGUUAUCCAGCAAUGUUCAGACUCACAAACUUGAAAAGGAAUUCACCCCAUUGCCACCAUUAUUAAGCAAGGACUCCUGUCCUCCUUCACAGGUUCCCACUUCAGCAGAUGCUCUUCAGAGCUCUCCGGCCUAUUCUCCUCUUCCUUCCAAGAAACUGGCCCCAUGGCCCAUGGCUCCGAUUUAUAUUACAACACAUGUAUUAUCACCAAGUCCCAACCAACUGCCACCUUCUCUACACGGUUCCUCUUCAAAUAUAUAUAAUGUAAACAACCCCUGCAGCCAAAUGUCAUCACGUGGGAAUCUGGCAGUGUCUGGAAUUAAAUCUCCUCUUCCAACUAGACUCCCUCUCUUGACUGCUAUUCUGAAGUCAGGGUCUUCUCCAAAAAGGCCAUUUUCUCCUGCAUCUUGUCCUGCCACUUUUUCUCCCAAUUCCUUAGAUUCUUCAACUCUGGCAAUUGAGCAGAAAUUUAAAUCUACCCCUCCCACUCCCAAGAAAUCUGCUUCAUAUUUUUCCAUCAGGUCAGAUUCCCCAUACCAAGACGAAGGUCACCUUUCAGUGUUUUCUAAUGCACCAAGCCAUAUGAUGUUCUCCUCAAAAUCCAGUCCUACCCUUCAAACUUGGUCUCUGUCCCCUAAAAGGACUCUGGAUACCAGGGCACGUUCCCCUGACAAAUUGCGUCCUUUGUCACCCACAAUUUCCUCCUAUAGAAAAACAGUUGUAUCUCCUCUGUUAAAACCCAAACUGACCAAUUUUUCCUUACCUCCCCAUGUGCCAAGACAAGGGGCACUCAAAACACGAGAGCCUGAAAAGUCUACAAAAGUACACACCUGCUCUCCCACUUUCACUGCCAAGUCCUAUCCAGUGCCAACCCUUGCUGUCAACCAAAGGGACACUAUCUCUCCCACAGCACAAAAAGUGUCUUUCUCUCCCACUCCUGUGCAUUCUGGUAAUCAGCCUAAAGAGUAUUUGCUACAUGUCUCUGCAAAGGACCGAGAUAUGAAUUCAUCAACUCAUUGGCCUUUUUGUCACCAAGAUUCAACAUCGUCCAUUCCUCCGGGCUGUAAUAUCAACUCCCCUUUGCUUCAGACACAUGCAUCCCCUCUUCAUUCAAACUUCAGAGCUUGUCCCCCCUGUUCAAGAAGCAAGACCCCAACAGUAACACCACACAGAUCCCUGGCCCGAAAGCAUUCUCCUUGCUCACAGUUGUCAAGAUCAAGGGAGACUAGCUCACCGCUAUCCUUUUCCUUGCCUUCUGAUUGUGAGAAUAAGACUCCUAAGUCAUACAAGAUCAAUACAAGCUACAAGGCAUUUGCAGCCAUCCCAACAAACACAUUGCUUCUAGAACAGAAGGCACUCGAUGAACAAACCAAAACAGAACUAGAAGUCGAGGACAGAGCUUUGGAUACACAUUCAGAGAUGUGCUCACCUGCCCAACUCAGGCAACAAACGGAAGAACUUUGUGCCGCUAUUGAUCAAGUCUUACAAGAGCCUUUGACCAGGCGCCGAUGCAGCUCCUCUCCAAGCUCCCUGAAGAACAUACUAGAUUUGAAUACAGGCAAAACAUCUACAGCUUCACAGAGGCGAGCUGGGCGGGAAACAAAAUAUGCCAACCUCUACUUAACGGCUCCUUCAGUGACUGAGACUCAAAAGAUUUAUAUCCCGCCUUUCCUCCAGGAGCUCAAGGAGGCAUACCUCCAACAACCCUGUGAGACAAAGCCUGGGGUAAUCCGACCAACUACAGUAAAAGCAAAAAUAAUAGUAAAAGAAGAAGAGUCUGUCCAGCCAAACCCGUUCAACAGGUAUUUGGAAGAAAGAAGUGAUCUUCAGACUGAACAGACAACCCAUCCAAUAGUGCCGAUUCCUGAAAACGAAGCACUCAGUUCUAACGAGCUUUCUUCUGUCAGAAUAAAAGACAAACUACCCUACCAUGAAGAUCUAAGUGAAGGAAAUUUCCUAGACAAUGAAAGUCCAUACCAAAGAGGUCACUGUCCGCUCAGGGAAGACCCAAGAAAUAGUUCUGCAAAACUCAGCUAAGGUAUAGCCACAAUGAUCUGACUUGUGUGUACAGUGUUGCAACUACUUCUUGUGGCCCAGGAGUAGUUCCCAGGCUUCUGGAAUCACUGUGCCUUAAAUAUCAGCUGCAAUGGAGAAAGAAUCUCCGUAUUUGUGAGCUUCCUAAAUGCAUCCAGUUGACUACUGUGUAACGCAGCAAGCUGGACAAUGUGGCCCAAUCCAGUGAUAAAUGUUAAGAAAGGUAUUGUUUUUAUUUUCUAAAAAUGCUUGGGAUCUUUUGGAGGCCUGCUCAAAUUAAAGCGGGUGCUGGAGGUUGGCAUUUUGCUUUUUAACAUUUUAGCUUUCCUUUUUUAAUAUUAAGAUAAUAUUAAAUAUUACUUGAGUAUUAUACAUAUGUCAUGUUUUAAAUGCUGUUAAUCCAGUAAAAUAGGUAAUGUGGAGGGUGCAAAGAGAGAUGUCCAUGAACACCUUAGAACUCCUAGAUACUACAUUGGUGAACUGUAAUUCUAUAACAAUUCACAACUAGGUUGUAUAAGAAUAG